UGCGUUUGUCUUGUUCGCACAACCCUCAAACCGUCGUCGACGUUGAUGAGUUGCCUAGUGACGAAAAAGCUGCUGAUGAUUUCCUGUGUUUUGAAAGUCGUCUAGUUGCUAAUUUAGAAUACACUUUUUAAGUUAGAAGAAUGGAUUUAUUAUGUGCAACAAAUGGGAGAUGUGCAGAGGGUUUCUGUUAAGUAGCUAAAUUGUACCCUUUGGAGCUGGGGGAAGACGAGUUUGUAAUAAUUGAACAAUUCGAAAUCAUGAAUGACUACAUUUUUAUUAGAGUUGUUGGAAAGGGGAGUUAUGGAGAGGUGAAUUUGGUGAAACACAAAACCGACCGUAAACAGUAUGUCAUAAAGAAGUUAAACUUGAGCACGUCAUCGAAACGUGAGCGUCGAGCGGCGGAACAAGAGGCUCAGCUUCUUUCGCAACUACGACACCCAAACAUCGUGACAUACAGGGAGUCUUGGGAAGAAGACUGUCAGCUCUACAUUGUCAUGGGCUUCUGUGAGGGAGGCGACCUCUACCAUAGACUAAAACAACAGAAGGGAGAACUCCUGCCUGAAAGGCAGGUGGUUGAGUGGUUUGUCCAGAUAGCAAUGGCUCUCCAGUAUUUACAUGAGAAACAUAUUUUGCACCGGGACCUGAAGACCCAGAAUAUCUUCUUGACCAAGACUAACAUAAUCAAAGUGGGAGACCUUGGUAUUGCCCGGGUUCUGGAGAAUCAGAACGACAUGGCCAGCACUCUGAUAGGAACUCCGUACUACAUGAGCCCAGAGCUGUUCUCCAACAAACCCUACAACCACAAGUCUGAUGUGUGGGCACUGGGCUGCUGUGUGUACGAGAUGUCUACCCUGAAACAUGCUUUCAAUGCCAGAGACAUGAACUCUCUGGUGUACCGUAUUGUAGAGGGAAAGUUGCCUCAAAUGCCAAGUAAGUACGACCCUCAGCUGGGAGAGCUGAUAAAGAAUAUGCUCUGUAAAAGACCAGAGGACAGACCCGACGUCAAACUCAUCCUACGUCAGCCAUACAUCAAACGACAAAUCAGCAUGUUUUUAGAAGCCACCAAAGAGAAAACUGCCAAGUCCAGAAAGAAAAUGGUUGGUGGCAGUAUCAGACCCAAUGGUGCUGCUUCUGUGGUUUCGUCUCAGCUAAGACCUGAGCGCCUCCUUAAAUGUCCUCCGGCAGACCCAAACACUAGAGGGAAAAGGAAGGAAGAGUUCAACUGCCAGCAGCCCAGAGGGCAUAAUGGAAUCACAGACAACACCACACCACAUGCACAUCGAACACUAAAAUCCCCUACACUGGACAAUCUGAACCGCACUGAAGCAUCCUUGGCUACCAUCAGUAACAUUGACAUUGAUAUCCAGCCAGAGGAAGAGGGGAGAAAAGCCCAUAGAGGGAAUUCUCCCCAGACAGGCCAUAAGGGCAGACCAGACACACUGUGCUCUAAGAGGCUCAUGGAGGAGCGGAGGGGGGGGAAACAGGAUCCAUCCCACCCUGUGUCUCCCACUUGCAGUUUGGUUUCCGGUGUUAUUAGCAGGGGAGAGGAGAGGAGGAACACUGGACCUGAAGUGCAGUGCCUUCAGAAUCCCAGAAUUAGACUGAGAAACUCUAGAGAGAAAAAUUUGACCCUGGACAAUAAGGAUGAUCCAAAGGAUCUAUUUAAAGAUGUGGUCAUGGAGAGUCCAGCUUCUGAAGGGAGCAUACGUUUGGAUGUUUCUGCAGGGGAACUCAAAGAGGAAACAUCUGAACAGGCUUUCCAAGUAACUACAGAUCACAAAGAUGAGACUGCAAAUCUUCUGAAAGAGGAUCCCACACAGGAUCAUCCUGCAGACAUCAGAGAGAGCUUGGAAUCCACGGAAAAGCUUCUAGAGCCCCUUCCUCCUGUGAUAACACGGGAACCUUGGCACAUUCAGCCCCUGUCUCCAGUCGUGGAGCAGGAUACGCCUCCUCCGUGUACACCCUCCUUGUCUGAGCCCUUGGUCUCCUGUCAACACAGGCACAAGGACAGAGGGCGGAUACAGGGUGAUGAAGACAAGUUUACAGAGGCAGCUCCUAGACCUCUACCCCCACCUCCUGAUGAUGGUCUGGGAGUAGAAAUGAAGCCGAGGAGCACGACAAACACAGAGAAUAACAGGGCAGCAAUGAGAACCAUUAGCACCACCAAGGACAAAAACAAUGUACUGCCACAGGAGCGCCCUCUCUCAGCCAGGGAAAGGAGAAGACUGAGGCAGUCCCAGGAGAACCCCCACCAACCAGUUCUCAAUGCAGUAAGGUCAUCGCAUGAUGCUGCCUCUUUACAUAAUAAGCCACAAGACUUCCAGAAUCCAGCUGUUACUCGCUCUGUAUCUGACAUGAGCAAGGAAACUGACAAGGACAGGUUGCUAAACAGACCGUCAGACGAGGAUGAAUGCUGCUCCUCCACCAGUUCAACAGACCGCUCAGAGGGGGACUGCAAAGAGGGAAACAGUGAAUCCCAUGAUAUGCAGGAUCUGGUUCAGAUGAUGACCCAGACAUUGCGAAUGGAUGGCAGGGAUUCUGUUUGUGAGCUAGAUGGUGUUAGAUCUGUCUCUACUCCACUGGCAGAGUUCAAGCGCAGUAGGAAGUACAGGGACACACUGGUGCUGCAUGGGAAAGCAAGAGAGGAGCCAGAGGAGUUCCAGUUCAAUGAAUUGCCCACAGGCACCACAUCUGGACCGGCGAAGAUCCGCAGAGCCAUUGAGCUCCUGAGAUCAGAUGUGGUGAAGGGACUGGGAUUGAAGCUGUUGCACCGGGUCCUGGAGAUAAUGGAAAAGGAGGAUGACGAAGACAGACGAGAGCUGUGUCUUCGUAAGCAGAUGGGAGAGGACAAGUACCAGUCAUACGCAUUAAUGGUGCGGCAGUUAAAGUUUUUUGAGGACGUUUCUUUCAAAGGUUAGGAUCAGCUAAUGCAUUGGUUAUCAACUGUUGUUUCAUGAACCAAAUUUGGAAGGUUUUGAAUGGCUUGCAGGUGUGAGUAAAAAUCCUCCCAUAUACAUUAGCGGACACUCAGUGACAUACAGUAGACAUUUACAUUUAAAUGUAAUUUAUUUUUGUAUUUAUAUACAGCUCUGGAAAAUGUUAAGAGACCACUGC
Messenger RNA from Esox lucius (northern pike), 3114 nucleotides. It is a transcript of the gene nek4, whose product is annotated as NIMA-related kinase 4. The record is from RefSeq and is a predicted model, not a curated record. Gene Ontology annotation, biological process: protein phosphorylation. NCBI's taxonomy places the organism in Eukaryota, Metazoa, Chordata, Actinopteri, Esociformes, Esocidae. The transcript has 16 exons. Gene Ontology annotation, molecular function: protein kinase activity; ATP binding. Bases 258 to 2918 code for a protein of 886 amino acids.